Messenger RNA from Balaenoptera musculus (blue whale), 658 nucleotides. It is a transcript of the gene MYL10, whose product is annotated as myosin light chain 10. Gene Ontology annotation, molecular function: calcium ion binding. The transcript is spliced from 7 exons. Gene Ontology annotation, cellular component: mitochondrion; cytoplasm. NCBI's taxonomy places the organism in Eukaryota, Metazoa, Chordata, Mammalia, Artiodactyla, Balaenopteridae. The record is from RefSeq and is a predicted model, not a curated record. Bases 80 to 583 code for a protein of 167 amino acids.
UCCGGACCUGGAGCACUAUUUAAAGAGCUGUCGCCGAGCUCCCCCAGCCCUGCUGCAGCUCGAGGGAGCCAUCCAGACCAUGGCACCCAGAAGAGCCCAGAAAAGAGCAGAGGGUGGAGCCAGCUCCAACGUCUUCUCCAUGUUCGAUCAGUCCCAGAUCCAGGAGUUUAAAGAGGCUUUCACCAUCAUGGACCAGAACCGGGAUGGCUUCAUCGACAAGGAGGACCUGAGGGACACCUUUGCUGCCCUGGGUCGCAUCAAUGUAAAGAACGAGGAGCUGGAGGCCAUGGUGAAGGAAGCCCCUGCGCCCAUCAACUUCACCGUCUUCCUGACCAUGUUUGGGGAGAAGCUGAAAGGUACGGACCCGGAGGAGACCAUUCUCCACGCCUUCAAGGUUUUCGACACUGAAGGGAAAGGUUUCGUCAAGGCUGAUUUCAUCAAAGAGAAGCUCAUGACGCAGGCAGACCGCUUCAGUGAGGAGGAGAUCAAGCAGAUGUUUGCUGCUUUCCCGCCAGAUGUGUGUGGCAAUCUGGACUAUAGGAACCUGUGUUACGUCAUCACGCAUGGCGAAGAGAAGGACUAAAAGGGGACCACCGACGCCCACCCCCACUCCAUACACACAUUCAGAGGCAGCAAACACAGGGCCGGGGGUGGGGGA